CAGCAUGUUUCCAGCAGCUAACGGCUCCAGAGUGACGGUUGUUGGCGCCGUCGUCAUGGUAAUGAUGUUGAUGAUGGCGGAGGUGGAGUCGAAGCAUCCCAGGAAACGCUCCGACGGCUCAGCCGAGCAAACCGUGUCUCUGCGCCUGGACCCGGACCUGCUGCAGCCCAUCAGGAUCCCGCGGCCGCUGCACAACGCCUCCAUCUCGCCCUGGACCUACAACACGUCCCACGACGAGUCUCUGUUCCCGCCCACGCUGUCGGAGGCGCGCUGCCUGCUGAAGGGCUGCCUGGACCUGGAGGGGAAGGAAGACCAGAACUUGCAGUCCCGACCCAUCUGGUACCAGGUGAUGGUUCUGAAGCGGGUCAGGACGGAGGGGGCGGAGCAUAGCUACCACUACCGCCUGGAGACCCGCAACGUCCCCGUGGGCUGCACCUGCGUCCGGCACAUGGUCCACGUCCAGGAGUGAAUCCGGGUCCAGAACCGGGUCCAGAACCAGGUCCAGAACCUCUAGU
Poeciliopsis prolifica (blackstripe livebearer) is the source of this 515-nucleotide messenger RNA. RefSeq names its product interleukin-17F-like. Gene Ontology annotation, cellular component: extracellular region. Lineage: Eukaryota; Metazoa; Chordata; Actinopteri; Cyprinodontiformes; Poeciliidae. Gene Ontology annotation, molecular function: cytokine activity. Gene Ontology annotation, biological process: inflammatory response. Bases 5 to 469 code for a protein of 154 amino acids. The transcript is spliced from 3 exons. The record is from RefSeq and is a predicted model, not a curated record.